AAGGAAGGAAAAAGUGGCAGUACAGUGCUGACUUAGUAAAAGACCCUUCUACCAAGCCGCCGAGGCCUUCACCCCACCCUCCCCACCUAGGUAGCCCAGCAAAAGCCGCACAAGGCGCGCACCCGCCGCGCCCUCCGCCCUCGGCCCCGUCCCCGUCUCCUACACUAGGUACCUAGCGGGCAGCACUGGCACGCCACGCUGAACGCGCUGGGCGUCCGCGCCAACGAGACGCACAUGGCGGGCGACAAUGUCAGGGUAUGGACGACGCUGUGCUCGAUCAAGCCUGCCUGCGCCACCGACAAGUCGUCCACUAACGCUUCCUCUCCCGGUGCUAGAGCCCACGCCGCGAGCGCGUACGACGCGCCUGUAGCGCACAGGUCGAACCUGCGCGUCGUCAUGGGCGCGCGGUACGAGAAGGACGGCGAAGUGCUGACGGUUGCGGCGGGGCGCGAGGUCGUGCUUGCGGCUGGCAGUGUCAAUUCGCCGCAGCUGCUGGAGCUGUCUGGGAUUGGUGAUGCGGCGGUGUUGGAGGUUAAGGUUGCGAAUCGGUGCGUGAGCGAGGGGCUGCAGGAUUAUUUUAGUGAGUCGUGUCGUUUUGUUUGCGUGCGGUUGUGUGUGUGUGUGUGUAUGAUGGUUUGCUUAGGUACUUAUUUAUUGGCUUGUGGGGUUGAAGUGACGGCUACGAUUCACGAGCUCGAUGACUCUGGCGUCGCAUCAGACAAUGACAAGGACAAAGACGGAGACAGACAAAAAACCCCUCCUCCACAACCCACACGGCAAACACACAGCAACCACCCCAACCGCGGCCCAUCCUCCCCUGCUCCCCCGCCUACAUCCCCUUCACGCACUUCAUCCCCCAGCACACCCUCCGCCACGCAACUGCAAACCAGCAACCCCGCCCCCAGCAUCCCGCCUCCAGCACAAACCGAGUACAUCUCCUCAGCGGGCAACUGGAGCCCGCACUUCACGCCUCUCCCGGACAAAAAAUACGGCACCACACUCACGAUUCUGCAGCUGCCGUUUUCGCGCGGAAGCGUGCAUAUCGCACCUACUACCGACGCUGGAGGGGCCGGAAAAGCCGCAAAUACGGUCCAUACGCCUCCACGGGUAGACCCGAGAUAUUAUGUCGGUGUGGGCGACAAGGUCGAUCUCGACGCUAUGGCAAAGGCAACGGCGUUUGGUGCGCGCAUCUGUGGCACGCGUCCUUUGGCAGGGCUAAUAAAGCGGCGCGUGUGGCCGCCGGAAGGCCUGCCCGAAGGGCUGCCUGAGAGGUUGUCUGAGGGUCUGGCUGAGGGCUCGUCCUCAGCCUCGUCCGCAGUCUCGCCCAGGGACAAGGCCACAAACCACGCCUGGGUGCGCCAAAACACGCUCAGCGACUGGCACCCGGCGGGGACAUGCAGGCUCGGACUCGGACCCUCGAGCGACGACGGGGUCGUCGACCCGCGGCUGCGCGUCCAGGGAGUCGCAGGGCUGCGGGUCGUGGACGCGAGCGUUAUGCCGUUGCGGAUUAGCGCGCAUCUGCAGGCGACGGUGCAUGCGAUUGCGGAGAAGGCGGCUGUGAUUUUGGCGGAGGAUUUGGGUGUUUGGGGGGAGGCUGUGGGGUAGCUACCUAUGUAGGUGGGUAGGUAGGUGGAUGGAGUCUGCUGCCCGUGCAUGUACAUACUGUACGCCGGGUAGGUGUGACGUGAUGAGGCUGGUCGGAUGGAGCUAGAGUUGUGCGAUGCGGUUGUGGUUGUCGCUCCUAGGCUUGCACCGGUCCGACUGGCUGAAAGUAGGCUUGGAGG
Messenger RNA from Aplosporella prunicola CBS 121167, 1784 nucleotides. Its product is annotated as GMC oxidoreductase. Lineage: Eukaryota; Fungi; Ascomycota; Dothideomycetes; Botryosphaeriales; Aplosporellaceae. The record is from RefSeq and is a predicted model, not a curated record. Bases 235 to 1605 code for a protein of 456 amino acids. The transcript has a single exon. Gene Ontology annotation, molecular function: flavin adenine dinucleotide binding; oxidoreductase activity, acting on CH-OH group of donors.